Messenger RNA from Anoplopoma fimbria (sablefish), 2976 nucleotides. It is a transcript of the gene mtmr7b, whose product is annotated as myotubularin related protein 7b. The record is from RefSeq and is a predicted model, not a curated record. The transcript is spliced from 14 exons. The coding region runs from base 269 to 2260 and encodes 663 amino acids. Gene Ontology annotation, biological process: dephosphorylation. Gene Ontology annotation, molecular function: phosphatase activity. NCBI's taxonomy places the organism in Eukaryota, Metazoa, Chordata, Actinopteri, Perciformes, Anoplopomatidae.
UCCGCGUCCCUACAGCGAGGACUGAGGCAGCCUGGGUACCGUUAACGGCGGACAGCUAGUCAAUAAUCCCUCUUCCUCCACGUUCACCGAACACGGCCGGGAUACAGGGGCCGGAAACCAUGGGGAAUACGCCAGGGCAGUGCGGGUACAGCAGCCGCAGAGUAUACACCGUAAAUCUGGGAAUAUAACAGCUGACGGACAAAAACAAAAACACACCAAAACACGUCGGGACACUUUAUCUCCAUCUCCACCAUUUUGGUUGUCGGUGAUGGAGCACAUCCGGACGCCCAAGGUGGAAAAUGUGCGUCUCCUGGACCGGUCUUCAGGACAGAGAAAGACCAGCAUUGGAACUCUCUACCUUUCUGCCACGCACACCAUCUUUGUAGAAAACAACCCUGAGACACGCAAGGAGACAUGGGUGUUGCACAGUAUGGUGAGCAGUGUGGAGAGGCCACCCACCAUCCCCGCAGGAAGUCAGCUGAUCCUGCGUUGUAAGGACUUCCGGGUCUUCCAAAUCCUCAUUCCACAGGAGAGAGACUGUUUGGACGUCCACACCUCAUUGGUCAGAUUGUCACGGCCAGAGAAGUACAGUGAACUGUACUGCCUGUCCUUUAAUCCCAAUGUGAACAAAGAGGAGAGAGAAGAGUCCUGGAACUUCAUAGACCUCAUGGCCGACUACAAGAGGAUGGGAGUUCCUAAUAACUUGUGGGUCGCUACAGCGGCCAACAGCGAAUACAGGGUUUGUGAUACGUACCCAUCACAGCUGUUCGUUCCAAAGUCAGCCACAUCCUCCGUCAUCAUGGGCAGCUCAAGGUUCAGGAGUCGAGGACGAUUCCCUGCUCUGUCCUACUUCCACCAGGACACACUGGCAACAGUGUGCAGGUGUAGUCAGCCACUGUCUGGCUUCAGUGGACGCUGUCAGGAGGAUGAGAUGAUGCUGCAGGUUGUAAUGAAGUCCAACCCUGGAAGUGACUACAUCUAUGUGGUGGACACCAGGCCCAAGCUGAAUGCCAUGGCAAAUCGAGCAGCAGGUAAAGGUUACGAGAACGAGGACCACUACACCAACAUCAAGCUGCAGUUCAUCGGCAUCGAAAAUAUCCACGUUAUGAGAAGCAGUCAGCAGAAAAUCAUUGACGUGGGCGAGAUGAGAUCUCCGUCCAUGACUGACUUCCUGUAUGGUCUGGAGAACUCUGGUUGGCUCAAACAUAUUAAAGCCAGUCUGGAUGCGGGGCUCUUCAUAGCAAGGGCAGUGGCAGAUGAAGGUGUCAGUGUGUUGGUUCACUGUUCGGAUGGCUGGGACAGGACGGCCCAGGCCUGCUCUGUAGCCAGUAUCCUGUUGGACCCAUACUACAGAACCAUCAAAGGACUCAUGGUGCUGAUAGAGAGGGACUGGGUGUCCUUCGGACACAAGUUCUCCCAUAGGUACGCCCACCUGGAUGGAGAUCCCAAAGAGGUGUCUCCUGUCAUCGAUCAGUUUCUGGAGUGUGUGUGGCAGCUCUCUGAGCAGUUCCCAUGCGCCUUCGAGUUCAACGAGCGCUUCCUUAUCGCCAUACACACACACAUCUACUCCUGUCAGUAUGGGACCUUCCUGGGUAACUGCCAGAAGGAACGCAGGGACAUGAGGCUUCAUGAGCGCAGUCAUUCCGUGUGGCCUCAGCUGUGGAAGGACAGAUCCGAGUACACCAACCCUUUGUACAAGGACGAGUUGAGCCAGAGUCAUGGCAUCCUGAGACCCAACACCACCCCCUACUGCUUCAAAAUGUGGAAGGGUCUUUAUAACCGCGUGGAGAAAUCAACGCCUCCUCGCCAGUCACCUGCUGACUUCCUGUCUGCUGUGAGGGAGGAGUCCCAGCAGCUGGAGGAGGAGCUAACCAAUCACCAGGAGAGGGUAGCAGCCCUGACAGUGAAGCCAAUCAGGUGGGAGAAGAUCGAGGUUCCGAGGAGGAGGACUAGCCACCUGCGGCAGACGCAGCGCGGGCCGGACCCGCCAACCACUUACAUAGAACCAAUCAGCAGUCUCGCACAGGACAACGGACAUGCCCUCUCCUCUGAACCAGCCAACAAGAAGACUCAGACCAAGGACCCCGAUCUCGCCCUGCUUCUAGGGCCACACUCCCAGCUCAAGAGUAACAACCCUGAUGGCCUCUCUACCUGCAGCGACCUGGAGUCGGGCGUGGCCGACCUCAGCAGCAAAUCAUCCAGCGGUGGGGAUGACGGCAAGGACCCGGACUCGGAUGAGGCUGUUUUUACUACUGCCUGACUGGAAAAAAGGGAACCCUGCCACCUGGCUGGAGGGUGAAAGAAGAAAUUAUGAAAAAUAUUCACCUGCAGGGGCAGAUGAGUUGAAGAUGGCUAACGACUGAUAGGCAGAUAGAUUUAACUUGUUUUGCUAACGGUAGUUUGUCUCAUUCCUUCUCAAUCUAAAGGGAGUCACAGUGAAUUACAGUAGGGAGAAACCUCACUGGCGGUUGUUCUCAGCCUUUUGGCAAAGGCACUGAAAGACCUUUCAUUUGACUUUUUUAUAAAUUGCGUUGUUUUGUUGCAGAAAGCCAAAAAGGCGUUUUUUUUAUAUGUGGAUCUGUUUUUUAGAUGGCUAAAUUAGUCACUUUGUUUAAAGAAUGCACUAUUACUACUUUUAGAUGGAAAAAUGUUAUAUGAAACAAGCCUGAAAUAAAGUAGGACACAGAGGCUCGAGUAGGGGAGUGAAACAUUCUGAUGAAACACUUAAACAUCUAGUAGAACAAACUCCCUGGACAAACCUUAACAUCUGUCCAUAUUUAUUAUCAAUAAAACGUCAACUCUUUAAGCAGAUCUAAAAAUAAUCUUCAACACGAUGGAAGAUUUUACAAAUGAUUCAUUUACACCCAGUUUUGCCUCCUUUUCAGUGUAAAACAAUAUGUUUUAUUAUACUACUAAUAAAAGUAAUAAAAAUCUCCUUCCAGGUAAUCCCCCCCCCCUGGUUGAAACUUUAGUGUU